AUGGCCAGCGGCGCCCAAAGCACCGGCUCGACAAAGGUCGAUGCCGUCGUCCAGAAUGUCAAGGCCGCCGAGCCCGCAAAGCUCUCGGGCGCUGCCCUCUACUCGCGCUUCGCCCUUGCCGGUGCCAUCUGCUGCUCCGUCACCCACGGCGCCCUGACGCCCGUUGAUGUCGUCAAGACUCGUAUCCAGCUCGACCCCAAGACGUACAACCGCGGCUUGAUCGGCGGCUUCCGCCAGGUCAUCCAGAACGAGGGCGCCGGCGCUCUCCUCACCGGCGUCGGCCCCACCUUUGCCGGCUACUUCCUGCAGGGCGCCUUCAAGUUUGGCGGCUACGAGUUCUUCAAGCAGCAGUGCAUCAACACCUUUGGCUACGAGAACGCCUCCAACAACCGCACCGCCGUCUACCUCGCCUCGUCCGCCGCCGCCGAGUUCUUCGCCGACAUUGCCCUCUGCCCCCUCGAGGCCACCCGCAUCCGUCUUGUCUCCGAGCCCACCUACGCCAAUGGCCUCAUCGGCGGCUUCGGCAAGAUGCUCAAGAACGAGGGCGUCGGCGCCUUCUACGCCGGCUUCGGCCCCAUUCUCUUCAAGCAGAUCCCCUACACCAUGGCCAAGUUUGUCGUCUACGAAAAGGUGGCCGAGGCCGUCUACCGCCAGAUGCCCAAGAAGGACAUGUCCGACGGCAUGCAAACCGCCGUCAACCUGGGCUCUGGUCUGAUUGCCGGUUUCGCCGCCGCCAUCGUCUCCCAGCCCGCCGACACCAUGCUCUCCGUCAUCAACAAGACCAAGGGUCUCCCCGGUGAAGGCACCGCUUCGCGCCUCGUCAAGAUUGCCAAGGACCUCGGCUUCCGCGGCUCCUACAGCGGCAUCGGUGCUCGUCUCUUCAUGGUCGGCACUCUGACCGCCGGCCAGUUCGCCAUCUACGGCGAUGUCAAGAAGGCGCUGGGCGCCACGGGCGGAGUCGAGAUUGCCAAAUAA
Hirsutella rhossiliensis is the source of this 975-nucleotide messenger RNA. RefSeq names its product mitochondrial carrier protein. The transcript is spliced from 4 exons. Bases 1 to 975 code for a protein of 324 amino acids. Gene Ontology annotation, biological process: mitochondrial phosphate ion transmembrane transport. Gene Ontology annotation, molecular function: phosphate transmembrane transporter activity. Gene Ontology annotation, cellular component: mitochondrial inner membrane. Lineage: Eukaryota; Fungi; Ascomycota; Sordariomycetes; Hypocreales; Ophiocordycipitaceae. The record is from RefSeq and is a predicted model, not a curated record.